Manduca sexta (tobacco hornworm) is the source of this 4841-nucleotide messenger RNA. RefSeq names its product xanthine dehydrogenase/oxidase. NCBI's taxonomy places the organism in Eukaryota, Metazoa, Arthropoda, Insecta, Lepidoptera, Sphingidae. Gene Ontology annotation, molecular function: oxidoreductase activity; FAD binding; iron ion binding. The transcript is spliced from 17 exons. The record is from RefSeq and is a predicted model, not a curated record. Bases 27 to 3806 code for a protein of 1259 amino acids.
GUUGUCCGUGCGGCGCACACGCAGCGAUGGCGGCCGAUCGGAUAACGUUCAAAAUCAACGGCGUUGAGCAUUCAGUGGGCAGCGAGGUUCGAGCAGACCUGACUCUAGUCGACUACAUCAGGAAUGGUGCUGAACUGCGCGGCACGAAGUACAUGUGCCGGGAGGCUGGCUGCGGCGCCUGCAUUGUCGCUGUCUCCAAAUACCCUGGUGCCCCUGUACACUCUGUGAAUGCGUGCGUGAUAUCAGUAUUAUCAUGCAAUGGUUGGGACAUCACAACGGUGGAAAAGCUGGGGAACAAGAAGACUGGCUACCACGUGCUGCAGAGGACCUUGGCGAAGAUGAAUGGCACGCAGUGCGGCCACUGCACUCCGGGAUGGAUCAUGGCUAUGUACAGCUUGCUGCAAGGAAAAAAGAAGCUUACCAUGAAAGAAAUAGAGCAGUCAUUCGGCAGCAACAUUUGCCGAUGCACCGGGUACAGACCUAUUUUGGAAACGUUCAAGAAAUUCGCCGCAGAUUCCCCGAACCCCAUAACAGAUAUUGAGGAUCUUCGAAUUUGUGAUAGAACUGGAAGAGCCUGUUCGCCAGAUUCAUGUCUGGAUAGUGAUUGGUGUGUUAUAUCGAACGUAAAAUUUAAUACUACAAUGACGAGAAUCAAACUCAAAGAUGGCAGAAUCUGGUACAUCGCGUUCACAAUUAAGGACAUUUUCCUGGCUUUGGCCAGGGAUGGAGUCAAUUCCUACAUGCUGGUCGGUGGGAAUACUGCUAAAGUGCCAUAUCCAAUAACCGAGUACCCCAAAGUCUUGAUAGACGUAGACGACGUACAGGAGCUGAAGGGCUACAGGAUGGACCAGAACCUAGUGGUCGGCGCUGGUUCGACCCUCACGGAACUCCUGGACAUCUUCCAAACUGUGUCCUCCACCGACGGCUUCGGUUAUUUGCGAACUCUACAUGAGCAUCUGCAACUCGUGGCUCACAUACCCGUUAGAAAUAUUGGCACCAUCGCCGGCAACCUGAUGAUCAAACAUAAACAUAAUGAGUUCCCAUCAGACUUAUAUCUUAUUUUUGCUACAGUUGGCGCCCAAAUAACAGUGUUAAACAUCAUAGGACGAGAAAUCUUAACAAUGAGGGCGUUUCUAAAUACCAGCAUGCAUGGGAAAGUGAUAAUGAACAUUCUUCUACCGCCUCUGAGUGACGCACAUAAGGUGGUCACUUUUAAGAUAAUGGCAAGAAGCCAAAGCGUCCACGCCGUGGUAAACGCGGGGUUCUUCUACCAACUGUACCGUGCCAACAAAGUCCAGAAAGCCAGGAUUGUCUACGGCAACCUUUCUCCAAACUUUAACCGAGCCUCAAAAACAGAGAAGUUUCUAGUAGACAAGAGUUUGUUCACGAACGAUACCUUACAAGCGUCUCUGAAGAUAUUGGCGAGUGAGCUGGUGGUUGCAGAGAAUCCCCCGGAGGCAUCCGCAGCGUUUAGAAAGUCUUUGGCUUGUAGACUUUAUUAUAAAGGUUUGUUAUCAUUGUGUCCGAAAGCAGCUUUGCACCCUCGUUGCACAUCAGGAGCCAUCAAACUCCGUGAAUCAAGGCCGGUUUCAUCAUCUCAGCAGGUGUUUGAGACUGAUACAUCCAUGUGGCCACUCACCCAGCCGCUGCAGAAGGUUGAGGCUCUGAUUCAAUGUUCCGGAGAGGCUAAGUAUACAGAAGACUUGCCAGCAUACCCCAACGAGGUAUUUGGGGCUUUUGUCCUCAGCACUAUUGGUAGUGGUAAUAUCGUGUCUAUUGAUGCCAGCGCUGCAUUGAACUAUCCAGGAGUCAUAGCAUUCUACAGUGCAAAAGAUAUCCCUGGCUUGAAUGCCUUCACGCCGAAUAACGUCGUUCUUUACACGAAUUAUGAAGAAGUAUUGAGUAGUGGAACUAUCAUGUUCUACAAUCAGCCUAUAGGCAUCAUAGUAGCAGAGGUCCAGCAGGUCGCUAACAUAGCUGCUAAGCUUGUGAAAGUGACUUACGGAAACGUAAAAAGACCAAUUGUUCACAUAGACGAAGCGAGGAAAGAUCCAAGCAGGAAUAAUCUGUUCAUGACAGUAACUGCGCAAGAUCGGGGAACAAAUAUAGACAGAGUGAUAAAGAACCACGCAGGGGUAUAUGGUCAGUGCCACUUCCCUAUGGAAACGUUGGCUUGCGUCGCGAUUCCAACGGAGGAGGGAUUGGAAGUGCACUCGACAGCGCAAUGGAUAUCAGGAACUCAGCAGGUGAUAGCUGCUGCUUUGAAUGUGGAUGCGAAUAAGAUCGACGUGCAUAUCCGUCGCAUAGGAGGCGGUUUUGGUUACAAGCUAUCCCGUAAUAUGCAAUCGGCAGUGGCGUGUAGUGUAGUGGCAUUUUUACUAAACCGGCCUUGCCGAUUUAUUCAACCACUAACGACGAACUUGAAGGCUAUGGGGAAGAGGUUACCCACUGUCGCUGAUUUUGAGGUGGGCGUCAACAGCGCUGGUGCUAUUCAAUAUUUGAACUUGGAAACUUAUCAAGAUAACGGCUACAUGUAUAAUGAAGACUUCUACAGAUUAAGUAUAGACUCCAUAUACAACUGUUAUGACAAUAGGAGGUGGACGUAUAGUACUUAUAACACUCUGACAAAUACACCGAAAAAUACUUGGUGCAGAGCUCCAGGUACGCUGGAAAACAUCGCAAUUACAGAACUAAUGAUGGAACAAAUAGCAUACGAAUUGUCUCAAGAUCCUGUUGAAGUACGCCUUGCUAAUCUAGACAAUUCUAGAUACAAUGAUUUGAGAGAAAUCAUCGAGACUUUAAAAACAACUUCACAAUAUAAUGAGAGGCGAGUACAGGUCGAUAACUUUAACUCUGCGAAUAGAUGGAAAAAACGAGGUCUCCGCUUCAGUUUCAUGAGAUGGUCUCCUAUAUCUGCUGGAACCUACAAAGUUGUUAUGUCAGCAUUCUAUAGCGAUGGUUCUAUUUCUAUUACCCACGAUGGAAUUGAAAUGGGUCAGGGUAUCAAUACUAAAGCAAUACAGAUAGCAGCUUUCAUGCUGAAGAUACCUGUCGAUAAGAUCCAGGUGAAAGCAACGAACACCAAUGUAACACCAAAUAGUUUUUUGUCAGGGGGAAGUGUUACCACCCAGAAUAUUGGAGUUGGCGUGAGAAAUUGUUGCACCGAGCUGUUGAGGAGACUCCAGCCUAUAAGAGACAGUAUGAACAAUCCACCCUGGGAACAACUGAUAAAGGGCGCCUUCGAUGCUAAUGUAGAUCUUCAGACUACAGGGCUGUUCAAUGCAAAUGAGUUCGAAAAUUAUAACACGUUCGGAUCUGCCCUGGCCGAGGUGGAAGUGGACAUCCUGACCGGUGAAGCGAUGGUGUUGAGAGUGGAUUUACUGGAAGAUGUGGGACGAAGCGUUAACCCUGAACUGGAUAUUGGCCAAGUUGAGGGAGCAUUUAUUAUGGGUCAAGGAGUUUGGACCUGCGAGCAAGUGGUAACCGACAGGAACACCGGCGAGGUGCUCACGGAUCGAGCGUGGAAUUACCACGUCUCGCUGGCACAGGACAUCCCGCUAGACUUCAGGGUGGAGUUCAGGAAAAACUCCAUAGGAACCCCGAGUGCAUUUGGAGCAAAAUGUGUUGGUGAACCUCCUAUCUGCAUGUCGGUGGUGGUGCCCAUUGCCAUCAGAGAAGCACUGUCCGCAGCACGAUUCGAAAGCGGGAUACCCACCACACAAUGGUUCCAGAUUGAUGGACCUUACAACGUUGAAAGUAUUGGACUGGCGGCCGCAGUCAAAUUGGAGGAUUUAAAAUUCUUUUGAUUGCCCUAAAAUGCAUGUGUAUAAUAAAAUAUUAUGCAAAAAUUUGCUGGUUGCCGGCCACUUUCAAUAUACAGGCCUGGAAAUCUUUGAUGGAGUUCCAAGCUCAUUAGUGGAUGUUCUGUAUCCGUUGGUUAUGAUUAAAAAUGUAUUUUAUCGUAAUCAAGAUUCGGUUUACAUCCGUGCAGUGGCCGGAUAGUAACCAAACCUUAUCAUAAUAUGUCGCCGAAAUAGGUGCAGGCAGCAGGCGCGCUCGCAAGCCUUUUGCCAUAUUUAGAAGAACCCAGUAAUACUUGCCGAAGUUUAUACGGCGGAUUUUGUGGUCCAUGGUCUUACACGGACUUCCUGUUUGGACUGAUAUUGUGCAGGUCUACUGCGCAAACCGCAGACUAUGGUGCUGUGAACCAUCAGAGGCACACACAUUGCACCGUUCCUACUUUGGGAGUUGGAUACCAAUACAUCUUGUCAGCAAUGUUCUGGCGAAAGUAUGUGUCCUUUGGCACUUCUCGCUGGUGUGUUGGUCCAUAAGUAUAACACACCCUCGAGUGCCCAGCCUGGGACCUACAACGUAGCGCUCUUAGAGUAGUUCGUCGGGAAAGACUUCUCUUUCUUUUUUCUUCUAUCUUGCCGACCAGGUUCAAAAUAUUCGUACCAUUCGGCCUCCCAGUGGUUGUGCAUGGCGAUAACGCGGUUUUUCCUCGCGAGAAAAAUAGGACCGUAUCAUACAAAAUGCAUUGUAACUAGUUACACUGUGUACCAGAUUGAGUAACAUUUUCAUGUUUCGGCUUUCUUUGCCAUUUGCUACCAAAUACAAAGAAUUGUGGAUUUCCAUUACUGCAGAGUUCUGGUAUCUACAAGGUCCAGAUGUAACUGGUUAACAUAUUGCUCUAGCUAUAUGUAUAACUUUGUAAGAAACCUUAUUAUUCAUUGUGUUAUUAUAAUAAAAAUAUUCACAUUUAAAAGGAAUUAUUCAUUGGAAUAUUACUAUUGUACUGUAAUAAAACCUAUGUAUGUGGUUGUUGAUAGCUUUAGAUAUUU